GUGGUGCUGCUGCUGCUUCCCCGCUCACGCAGCCAAAGCUCUUCUACCCCUCCCCUCGUCAACUCCCCCGUAGCAAUAUUUCAUUUUCUUCAAUCUCUCUUCAUCUAUCCAGCCCAUUGCAACUGGCCCCAGAGAAAUCAAUAGACUCUCUGUUUGACCAUCUCGUGUCUCGCAGGAGGUUCACGGAAUGUCGGAAAACACGGGACAGGGCGGAGCCACCAACCCUACCCUGCCCAGGGACGGAAUGCGGGGAAGAACGGACGCGGUGCAGAUGAUAGUACCCGGCGACCCAAUGGCUGACUGCACCAUGCGCAUAUAUCUGGGGAGCCCCACAGUGCCGGGUCUCAUACGCGACAUGACUGGAGCCGAGUUGGGGGUGACGGAUGGGGUGCAACACGUCGUACUGCCAAACGGCAGUCACUUGGUGCCCGGCCCAUCUUUACACAUCGGCGGUUUUACUGAGGAGGGCAUUGACCGGGCUUUGCCUCCAGGCACCGAGAUGGCUGCCGCCCUCAGAACAGGCAAUACGUACAGGAAAGAAAAGGCAGGGGAGUGGGUUCCGCGUUCAUGCGUGUCAUUCCUGGUCCCUGCUGAUCCGGGUGCCGGUGUCGUGCUUGAGCUGACCAUCGGUCGCGAGUUGGGUAACAAGAUCCGCGACAAAUUGUAUAUGUAAUGAUGUGGUCUUCUCCUAGGUCAGCUAAACCUGCCUACUCUACAA
Phialemonium atrogriseum is the source of this 718-nucleotide messenger RNA. RefSeq lists its product as uncharacterized. The transcript is spliced from 2 exons. Lineage: Eukaryota; Fungi; Ascomycota; Sordariomycetes; Cephalothecales; Cephalothecaceae. The coding region runs from base 188 to 673 and encodes 161 amino acids. The record is from RefSeq and is a predicted model, not a curated record.